AUGAUCAUAGCCAUCUUGAUGUGCUCGUUUACGACGGUUAUGGCGGAAGAGCACUCGGAAGAAGCAGAAGAAUCGGAAGCCACAAAUGAUGCUGAAGCAUCUGAAGAAGCAUCUGAAGCGGAUGCGCCUGUAAGGCUUGAAAACCUUGUUGUUGUGGGUACGCGGGCAAGACCGCGUUCUGUCUUGGAUUCAGCGGUCCCGAUCGAUAUUGUGUCAAGCAAAUCCUUUGAGAAACAGGGCGGCGCAGAUCUACCGGAUUUGCUGAGAACUUUGGUGCCGUCUUAUAACAUCAAUACACAACCGAUUAGUGAUGCGUCAACGGUGGUGCGUCCGGCGAAUUUACGAGGGCUUGCCCCGGACCAUACAUUGGUGUUGGUGAACAGCAAGCGGCGACACCGUGCAUCGGUUAUCCACUGGCUCGGGAACGGUUUGUCUGAUGGUUCACAGGGACCUGACCUGGCACCUAUCCCGGCAAUCGCGCUGCAACAGGUAGAGAUCCUCCGUGAUGGCGCAUCCGCACAAUACGGUUCUGAUGCCAUUGCUGGUGUGAUGAAUUUUCAAUUGAAAGACAACCACGAAGGCGGUUCGUUUGAAUUUAAACCCGGUAUCUACCAAUAUGGCGACGGGCGACAGUUUGCUGUUGCUGGUAACAUCGGUUUAGGGAGUCCAGAUGCAUGGACGAAUCUCAGUUUUGAAUACGGUGGUGCAGAUCCGACCGUCCGGUCUGUCCAACGCACUGAUGCUUUAAACAUGAUUAACGCAGGCAAUUUUAGUGUGAAAGAUCCUGCGCAAAUUUGGGGACAGCCGAUUGUGGAGAAUGACUUCAAAUUCUUCGCCAACUACGGCGCUACCCUCACAGAUACCAUCAAGUUCUAUGGACAUGCUAACUACGCCCGCAAGCGGGUUGAAGGCGGAUUCUAUUUCCGAAAUCCAAAUACUCGCAGUGGCGUGUUUAGCGGUGAUGGCGGUGAGACUUUGCUCGUCGGGGGAUUUGCGAGGUUUGACAGCCGAGACGGCGGCUUGGGAAACCCGAAAGGCGGCUUGGGAAACUCAAAAUGCGGCAGCAGUGGAGGCCGGAGAGGCGUUUUCCGAACUGUCGCCUCACGAUGCUGA
This is a messenger RNA of Geodia barretti, 1113 nucleotides long. Lineage: Eukaryota; Metazoa; Porifera; Demospongiae; Tetractinellida; Geodiidae. The record is from the annotation of a GenBank genome assembly.